GAUUGACAUUGACGACUGCCCAGCUCGGCUCGGCCUCAUUCCACUUCCACAGGCGGAGGCCAAGAAGAAAUCCUCCUCCAAGCAUCCCUCGCCGGCCGGCGAUGUCUUCCAGCAGGUUCUCGCCGGCGCUGCAGGCGUCGGACCUCAACGACUUCAUCGCCCCCUCGCAGGACUGCAUCGUCUCCCUCAACAAGAACUCCGCCGCCAGCCGCCUCCCGAUUAAACAAAAGCAAGUUGUGGUGACUACAAAACCUCCAGAAGAAUCGGUCAAGAUUUCUCUCAAGGACUGUUUGGCUUGCAGUGGUUGCAUAACAUCAGCAGAGACAGUUAUGCUUGAGAAGCAAAGCUUGGAUGACUUCGUUACUCGCAUCAACUCUGGCAAAACCGUCAUUGUAUCUGUAUCUCCACAGUCAAGAGCAUCAUUAGCUGCAUUCUUUGGCCUUUCUCAGUCACAGGUUUUCCGGAAACUAACUGCUCUGUUCAAAUCGAUGGGCGUGAAGGCAGUGUAUGACACAAGUAGUAGUCGAGAUGUGGCCCUAAUUGAAGCAUGCAAUGAAUUUAUUUCACGCUAUAAGCUGAGUCAAUUGUCUAGUGAGAAAGAAGUUGGAACCAGUCUUCCUGUGCUUUCAUCUGCAUGUCCAGGCUGGAUAUGCUAUGCUGAAAAGACUCUUGGUUCAUAUAUCUUGCCCUACAUCUCAUCUGUAAAGAGUCCCCAACAAGUGAUUGGUGCAGCUAUCAAGCAUCACAUGGUUGAAAAACUUGGUCUCAAGCCGUAUGAUGUUUAUCAUGUUACUGUGAUGCCCUGUUAUGAUAAAAAACUUGAAGCUGUCCGGGGUGACUUUGUUUUCUCAGUGGAAGAAAAGGAAGUUACAGAGGUGGACUCGGUAUUGACAACCGGUGAAGUGUUGGACUUGAUACAGUCCAAAUCUGUUGAUUUCAAGACAAUGGAGGAAUCUCCUUUGGACAGAUUAUUAACAAAUGUUGAUGAUGAUGGUCAUCUAUAUGGGGUUUCUGGUGGCUCGGGUGGUUAUGCAGAAACCAUCUUUCGUUAUGCAGCACGUGCGCUCUUUAAUAGGGAAAUAGAAGGCCCACUUGAUUUCAAAAUCUUGCGAAAUUCAGAUUUCCGUGAAGUUACGCUGGAGGUGGAGGGUAGACCUGUUUUGAAGUUUGCCCUUUGUUACGGAUUCAGAAACCUACAGAAUAUUGUUAGGAAGGUUAAGAUGGGAAAAUGUGAAUACCAGUUUAUUGAAGUUAUGGCUUGCCCUUCAGGUUGUCUAAAUGGGGGAGGUCAAAUAAAACCUGCUAAAGGCCAAUCUCCCAAGGAUCUCAUCAAACUACUAGAGGAUGUGUACAUGCAAGAUGUAUCAAUAUCCAACCCCUUCGAUAACCCGAUUGCGAAAACAUUAUACGAGGAUUGGCUCGUGGAACCCGGUUCAGACGGCGCGAAGAGGUACUUGCACACGCAGUACCACCCCGUGGUGAAAAGUGUCACUUCGCAGCUGCAGAACUGGUGAUCCUGGCGAAGAUCGGGUCGUCGCGUCGAGAAUUCAUCGGCACAUGGUCUCCUGAGAAGCCAAGAGGGCACACUGCCGAGACAUCGACAACACAGAAGAUACAGGCAUCAUCAUGAAGGGUGUUAUGCUUGAGGGCAAAAUGAGUUUUGCUAGGCCAUAGGUUUUCCACCUGCUUUUUCUUGGUGAUAUUGUGUAACAUUGCCUCACACGAGAGAUAAACAAACAGUGACAGAUAAAUUGUACUCCUGUAAACAUGUACAAAGGUGGUGAUGAACAAAAAAGGUGGUGAUCUUUUUCCCCGGCGGUAGGAAA
This is a messenger RNA of Hordeum vulgare subsp. vulgare (domesticated barley), 1826 nucleotides long. RefSeq names its product protein NAR1. The coding region runs from base 102 to 1514 and encodes 470 amino acids. The transcript is spliced from 11 exons. NCBI's taxonomy places the organism in Eukaryota, Viridiplantae, Streptophyta, Magnoliopsida, Poales, Poaceae. Gene Ontology annotation, cellular component: cytosol. Gene Ontology annotation, molecular function: 4 iron, 4 sulfur cluster binding. The record is from RefSeq and is a predicted model, not a curated record.